GAAGCUCCGAGCCACGCUGGAUGAGUACACCACCAGAGUGGGACAGCAGGCCAUCGUUUUGUGUAUCUCCCCCUCCAAACCCAACCCUGUCUUUAAAGUAUUCGGUGCUGCACCCUUGGAGAACGUGGUACGCAAGUACAAGAGCAUGAUCUUGGAAGACCUGGAGUCUGCGCUAGCAGAGCACGCUCCUGCGCCUCAGGAGGUUAACUCAGAGUUGCCACCCCUCACCAUCGAUGGCAUUCCCGUCUCGGUGGACAAGAUGACCCAG
Mesitornis unicolor (brown roatelo) is the source of this 268-nucleotide messenger RNA. Its product is annotated as nuclear respiratory factor 1-like. Gene Ontology annotation, cellular component: nucleus. Gene Ontology annotation, molecular function: DNA-binding transcription factor activity, RNA polymerase II-specific; RNA polymerase II cis-regulatory region sequence-specific DNA binding. Lineage: Eukaryota; Metazoa; Chordata; Aves; Mesitornithiformes; Mesitornithidae. The annotation marks the transcript as partial. The record is from RefSeq and is a predicted model, not a curated record. Gene Ontology annotation, biological process: regulation of transcription by RNA polymerase II. The transcript has 2 exons.